AUGUUCAUCAGCUUGGCACAUGUCACGCUUCAGCCGCUUCGCAUGCUUGGUAUACAACCAUCUUUGUCCAAUGUCAUGCCUCCCCAUGUACAGUCCAAUCAUGGAAAUAUCGAUCAUUUCCAAAAGUAG
Molecule: messenger RNA, 129 nt
Organism: Plenodomus lingam JN3
Lineage: Eukaryota; Fungi; Ascomycota; Dothideomycetes; Pleosporales; Leptosphaeriaceae
Source: RefSeq, a predicted model, not a curated record